Ahaetulla prasina is the source of this 2932-nucleotide messenger RNA. RefSeq names its product ankyrin repeat domain 29 (gene ANKRD29). Gene Ontology annotation, molecular function: protein binding. The record is from RefSeq and is a predicted model, not a curated record. The transcript is spliced from 10 exons. Bases 278 to 1174 code for a protein of 298 amino acids. Lineage: Eukaryota; Metazoa; Chordata; Lepidosauria; Squamata; Colubridae.
CCGAACAAAGCGCGGGAAUCCUCGGAGGGCACCGCGAUGAGCCAGCAGAGCCUGCAGCUCAGGAGGAAAAGCGGGCCUCGUGGCGCUGGUUGGCUGGCAGACAGCCGCCGCUGUUACUCAGACGCCGGCUCGGGCGUGGGGCUGCCGCUCUCUGCAGCCAGACGCUGCCCUGCUCGCCUGCCAGCCCCAGAGGAAAGCCGGGAGGAAGCGCUGCAGGGCGGCCAGACGAUGCAGCUCGGCUUUGGGCGGUAGGCAUGAUCCCCUUAGAGAGCUCAAGAUGUCUUUCAAGAAGGAGACACCACUUGCAAAUGCUGCAUUCUGGGCUGCAAGGAAAGGAAACUUGGCACUGCUUCAGCUGUUGUUGAAUAGUGGGCGUGUCGACGUGGACUGCAAAGAUUGUCUUGGUUCAACAGCCCUUAUGGUAGCAUCAUACUAUGGCCACAAAGAAUGUGUGCGAGAACUGGUGCAGCAAGGAGCUGAUAUUAAUCUUCAGAGAGAGACUGGAGCCACUGCCCUAUUCUUUGCUGCACAACAAGGCCACAAUGAUAUAGUGAAGUUACUCUUUGAAUAUGGAGCUUCCACAGAAUUCAAAACCAAAGAUGGUGGUACUGCUUUGCUAGCUGCUUGUCAAUAUGGGCACAUGAGAGUGGUGGAUACCUUACUAAAGCAUGGGGCCAACAUACAUGAUCAGCUUUAUGAUGGAGCUACUGCACUUUUCCUGGCUGCUCAGGGAGGUUAUCUGGAUUUAAUUCGGUUAUUACUAUCUUCAGGAGCAAAGGUCAACCAGCCAAGGCAGGACGGGACAGCUCCAUUGUGGAUAGCUUCCCAGAUGGGACACAGUGAUGUAGUGCGAGUGAUGCUCCUCCGAGGAGCAGAUCGAGAUGCUGCAAGACUUGAUGGCACAACUGCUUUACUUAAAGCUGCAACCAAAGGAUAUAAUGAAGUUAUAGAAGAAUUACUUAAAUUCUCUCCUGCACUUGGCAUCCUGAAGAAUGGGACAUCUGCCCUUCAUGAAGCAGUUCUUGGUGGCAAUAUUAGAGCAGUAGCACUACUCUUAGAAGCAGGAGCAGAUCCAAUACUCAAAAACAAGAAAAAUGAAUUGCCUUCAGAUCUGACAAAAAAUGAGCGCAUUCUACGUCUCCUGCAAUCUAGAGCAAAACACAGGAAGAGUUAAUAUCCCUUGACAUCUUGAGACAGAUGAUGAAUCCUAUCCAUAUUAGGUUUCAAAGUUUAGAAGUGAAAAAAUGUUGAGAUUCAAGUAUUUCCUGUCUCUUACUCUGUGAACGAAGUCAGGUUCUUCAUGGAAUGGUAGAUUUAAGAUCUGUUAAUUUGCUAUGGUCACCAGCUUUUAGUUGCUGGCUUUGGAGUAGGGAAGACUGGUUCCACAUUAUACCUUUCCUGAAAAGCAGGUCUUAUUCUACUAGAAAAAGACUCUUUCCUUUAGUAUACUGUAUCUUUGAAGUACAUUUCCUAAUUUGUCUUCAAAAUUGUAAUAGGUAGUAAUGCAGGAAAACAUACCUCUGCUAUUGUUGCUGAACUACAACUGGCAACAACUAGAUGGAAAUUAUGAGGGGUACUGGGAAUUACACUUAUUUAAUAACUUGCAGGUCACAUAUUAUCCUAAUUGUUCUAACCAUUUUUUUAAAAAAAAAUGUUGCAUAGGCUUGUUUUCUGUAAGUUAUUUUAGAUGUUGAGAUACAUAAGUGCCUCUCAAUAGGUUAGCAUCCUAUGACGUGUCUGGCUUCUUUGCAGUGAUUAGACUACUUUCAUUUUACACACACACAGAAAGAGAGAGACAGGGACUUACACAGAGAUACCAACACACAUAAUACUUAAUUUCCUUUUGUAUAAUUUAUUAUUGUUAACCUCAGAGACUUCUAUGCAGAUUUCCUAUUAUGUAUAUCAUUUUGGUUUUUGUAUAUUUUUUCCAUUAAGCAUGUGUAAAAUCAUCACUCAUAAUUUUUUUAUGAAUUACAAUGUAAAUUCAUGUUUUUACAUCUAGGAAAAGUAAAAUUUAUGGAUUGCAUUUUGUCACACAUUUUAUGCAUUACAACAGAUUUAAUGGAUGCCAAAUAGUUUUUGAAAAUCUGCUGAAUGUACAUUGGGAGCAGGCCAAUAAAGACAUGAAAUAAGGAUUAAAUAGAAUUACUUUCAUUUAGACAGUUCUGUGUAAUGAACAUUUCUCAUAUUAGGACAUGUUUACCAAAUAUUUUAAUGGAGACUAUUAUGGACAUAUUAACAUGCUUCUUUUCUGUUUCAAGAAUCCCGGCCAUAUAAUGUAAUAUACAAUUCUCAUCUACUAAAUUGCUGAAGUGCUAGAAAAACAUGGUAACGUUCAAGGGUAGAUUUUUGGGGCAGACAUCUAGGGCCCUGCUCAGCAUAAUGAGGAUAUUUUCCAAAUGAUCCUUCUGCUAUGUGAACGUUGUUUUUUCUGAGUAAAUACAUAGAUGACUGUGUUGUGGGUGAACUAAAUACUACUAUCUAAAGAACCCUUUUCCCUGUAAGAUCAUUAAGCUCCAGUAAAAUUAUUAUGGCCAAAGACUAAUUUCUUAAGUUCUGCAUCACUGAGCAGAAGUACUAAAAAUAGUGAACAAAUAAAUAAGUACGGAUCUUCUAUGACAUCUUCAUCCUUGCCAACAUAUAUUAGCCAUAAAAUACAUAUAUAAACAAUGCAUUUAUUUUUUUAUUUAUGAGCCUUUGUGUAUUGGUUGUAUGCCAUUGACUGAAGAUCAGUUUAUAGGUCAUAUACAAUAUCAAUUAGGAUCAUUGAGGUGAAUAAAUUGUGCUUUAUAGAGUCUUUUUGUGUUUGAUAAUUGCAGUAGCAAACCAAAAAUAACUGUAUAGUAUGCAGUCUUCCUUUCAUGUUUACAGGUACCAAAAUGUAAUGCAGCUGCAAAGAAAGAAAUGAUUAAAAUAAAGAAAAUAAAUGCAA